Molecule: messenger RNA, 492 nt
Organism: Salvia miltiorrhiza (redroot sage)
Lineage: Eukaryota; Viridiplantae; Streptophyta; Magnoliopsida; Lamiales; Lamiaceae
Exons: 2
Coding region: 1-492 (163 amino acids)
Biological process (GO): telomere maintenance; DNA repair
Molecular function (GO): DNA helicase activity
Source: RefSeq, a predicted model, not a curated record
AUGACACAUAGAUACUGUUUUGAAGCGCUUGAUAGAAGCUUAAGGGAUAUUAUGAGAUCUUCCGAUAGGUCUGGAAAACCUUUUGGAGGUUUGGUGGUUGUUUUAGGAGGCGACUUUCGACAGAUACUUCCAGUGAUCCCUAAGGGAAGUCGGCAUGACAUCGUGCAUGCCUCUAUAAGUUCAUCUCAACUUUGGAAUUCGUGUCAAGUUUUCAAGUUAACUAAGAACAUGAGAUUACAGGCAAAUGCUUCUGCUUCGGAUGCUGAAGAAACCAAAGAAUUUGCAGAGUGGAUACUUAAAAUAGGUGAUGGUACAGCCGAACAUAAUCUUGGUGAUGGAGAAUCUGUUGUGGCAUUAUCAGAAGAUAUCCUUAUACGCGAUGCAACAAAUCCUAUUGCAGCUAUAGUGGAAAACACAUAUAAUGACGUCAUGAAUAAUGCAUUUGAUCCAGAAAUGUUUAAGAAUAGAGCUAUCUUGGCCCCCCACCAAUGA